Messenger RNA from Ficedula albicollis (Collared flycatcher), 5074 nucleotides. It is a transcript of the gene GRM5, whose product is annotated as glutamate metabotropic receptor 5. The record is from RefSeq and is a predicted model, not a curated record. Gene Ontology annotation, cellular component: postsynaptic density membrane. Gene Ontology annotation, molecular function: adenylate cyclase inhibiting G protein-coupled glutamate receptor activity; G protein-coupled receptor activity involved in regulation of postsynaptic membrane potential. Gene Ontology annotation, biological process: trans-synaptic signaling by endocannabinoid, modulating synaptic transmission; G protein-coupled glutamate receptor signaling pathway; regulation of synaptic transmission, glutamatergic. The coding region runs from base 850 to 4581 and encodes 1243 amino acids. NCBI's taxonomy places the organism in Eukaryota, Metazoa, Chordata, Aves, Passeriformes, Muscicapidae. The transcript has 11 exons.
AGAGCGCAGUGCCGGAGAGAGGUGUCUAUUUGUAGGGGGACUUUACAACCUUCAGAGCAUCUGGAGAGAUUUUCUCACAGGGCAGAACGCAGGGUUAGCUCGUUAUAAACAUAGAGAGAUUGCUACCGUGCAAAUGUGAGGAAGGGCGGAGGUGCUUAAGCAGGUGGAUCAGGCUGCAGCAAGUAUUUAGGGGGACCAAGGCUGUGGUGGCAAAGACCCAUCUGUUGUUUCAUCGUUUGUUUGUUUAUUCCUCCUCCUCAUGCCUUCCCCCUCCCUUAAAUCCAGGGACCGUUCACGCCUCUUGCAAAUGAGAUCUGGGCGAUGCUGAGAGAGCAGCGUGUUGCAUGGCGUGUGUGUGCAUGCAUUCGGGGGUAGGAUACUCCGUCCUCAGCAUUUGCCUGUGAUCAGAAGAAAAUAGGACGUGCCUGUAGCUGGAGGAGUGACAAUGCUAGCCGAGUGGGGCUCACCUGCUGGUGAUCUUUGCAGAGGCAUUUGAGGAUUAUUCAGCUCCAGAAGGUCUGUGUGAGGAGUGCUAUCUCUGCCGUGGCUGAAAAUAGGAGGUGCCUACCCCUACCUGUCUUAAUUAUUGCUACCAAAAGGACCAUUUUGCCACCACCUUGAGAAGAAGCACUUGCUGCCACUGACAAGGUAUGAGAAUUAUGACCUCAUGUGCAGCUCUGCAUAGCUGUCCACUUGGAGAUGAUGGUGACUCCUUAGAGAACAGAUGCCAACUCGUGGUUAACAAUCAAUACAGUGCUGUUUCUAUCCAGAAGAUUUGAUAACUGCUUUUCGCCAGCUCUCUAACUUUUUUUUCAUCAUGUUGUCUCUACCAGCCUAAAAUUUCCUAAAAUGGUCCUUUUGCUUUUCCUUGCAAUCCUGCUGUUGAAGGAAGAUGUCUGUGGGAACUUUGGGCUUUUGGUUUCAGCACAGGCAAAUGAGAGAAGAGUGGUUGCACACAUGCCUGGUGAUAUUAUCAUUGGAGCUCUAUUCUCUGUCCAUCAUCAACCAACUGUUGACAAAGUUCAUGAGAGGAAAUGUGGAGAGGUAAGAGAGCAGUAUGGUAUUCAGAGAGUGGAGGCAAUGCUACAUACCCUUGACAGAAUUAAUCUGGAUCCCACACUGUUGCCAAAUAUAACAUUAGGAUGUGAAAUAAGGGACUCCUGCUGGCACUCUGCUGUGGCUCUGGAGCAGAGCAUUGAGUUUAUAAGGGACUCUCUCAUUUCUUCGGAAGAAGAGGAAGGGAUGGUGCGAUGUGUGGAUGGAUCAUCAUCGUCUUUCCGCUCCAAGAAGCCCAUUGUUGGUGUCAUUGGGCCUGGCUCCAGCUCCGUUGCUAUCCAGGUCCAGAACUUGUUGCAGCUUUUCAAUAUACCUCAGAUUGCUUAUUCUGCCACAAGCAUGGACCUGAGCGACAAAACCCUGUUCAAGUAUUUUAUGAGAGUGGUGCCAUCUGAUGCACAGCAAGCAAAGGCCAUGGUGGACAUUGUCAAACGCUAUAACUGGACCUACGUUUCUGCUGUACACACCGAAGGAAACUAUGGUGAAAGUGGAAUGGAAGCUUUCAAAGACAUGGCAGCCAAGGAAGGGAUCUGCAUUGCACACUCCUACAAGAUCUACAGCAAUGCUGGCGAGCAGAGCUUUGACAAGCUGCUGCGAAAGCUUCGGAGCCACCUGCCCAAGGCAAGAGUGGUUGCCUGCUUCUGUGAAGGCAUGACUGUGAGAGGCCUCCUGAUGGCUAUGAGGCGCCUGGGACUCGCUGGAGAGUUUUUGCUGCUGGGCAGUGACGGCUGGGCAGACAGGUAUGACGUGACAGAAGGGUACCAGAACGAAGCUGUCGGAGGGAUAACGAUCAAGCUGCAGUCUCCAGACGUGAAGUGGUUCGAUGAUUACUACCUGCAGCUUCGGCCAGAAACCAACCAUCGCAAUCCAUGGUUCCAGGAAUUCUGGCAGCACAGGUUCCAGUGCAGGCUGGAAGGGUUUCCUCAAGAGAACCCUAAAUACAAUAAGACUUGCACAAGCCAGAUGACUCUGAGGACGCAGCACGUUCAGGACUCCAAGAUGGGUUUUGUAAUCAACGCAAUAUACUCCAUGGCCUAUGGGCUCCACAACAUGCAGCUGUCGUUGUGCCCAGGCUACGUGGGCCUCUGUGAUGCCAUGAAGCCCAUAGAUGGUCGGAAACUCCUGGAAUCCCUCAUGAAGACCAACUUUACCGGGGUCUCUGGGGACAUGAUCUUGUUUGAUGAGAAUGGUGACUCACCAGGAAGAUAUGAAAUCAUGAAUUUUAAACAAAUGGGGAAGGACUACUUUGAUUAUAUCAACGUUGGCAGCUGGGACAAUGGUGAGCUGAAAAUGGACGAUGAUGAAAUAUGGUCAGAGAAAAGUAAUAUCAUCAGAUCUGUGUGCAGUGAACCCUGUGAAAAAGGCCAGAUAAAGGUGAUCCGUAAAGGAGAAGUGAGUUGCUGUUGGACCUGCACCCCUUGCAAAGAGAACGAGUAUGUCUCUGAUGAAUACACGUGCAAAGCCUGCCAGCUCGGCUCCUGGCCCAACGAGGACCUCACAGGCUGUGACCUCAUCCCAGUCCAGUAUCUCAGAUGGGGCGAUCCCGAGCCGAUUGCAGCCGUUGUUUUUGCAUGCCUGGGUCUGUUGGCCACGCUGUUUGUUACAAUCGUAUUCAUAAUGUACCGUGAUACUCCCGUGGUCAAAUCAUCCAGCCGAGAACUCUGCUACAUCAUUCUGGCCGGCAUCUGCUUGGGUUACUUGUGCACUUUCUGUCUGAUUGCAAAGCCUCAACAGAUUUACUGUUACCUUCAGCGAAUUGGCAUCGGGCUCUCGCCGGCUAUGAGUUAUUCUGCUCUAGUAACCAAAACCAACCGCAUCGCAAGAAUCCUGGCUGGAAGCAAGAAGAAAAUUUGUACAAAGAAACCUAGGUUCAUGAGUGCCUGCGCCCAGCUGGUUAUUGCAUUCAUCUUGAUAUGUAUACAAUUAGGCAUCAUAGUUGCCCUCUUUAUAAUGGAGCCACCAGACAUAAUGCAUGAUUACCCAAGCAUCCGAGAGGUCUACCUGAUUUGUAACACCACCAACUUGGGUGUUGUGACUCCCCUUGGAUACAAUGGGUUAUUAAUUUUGAGCUGCACCUUUUAUGCAUUUAAGACAAGAAAUGUCCCAGCUAAUUUCAACGAAGCAAAGUAUAUCGCCUUCACCAUGUAUACCACCUGCAUCAUCUGGCUGGCUUUUGUGCCAAUCUAUUUUGGAAGCAACUACAAGAUAAUCACCAUGUGUUUCUCGGUGAGUCUGAGUGCCACGGUGGCCCUUGGCUGCAUGUUUGUGCCCAAGGUCUACAUCAUCCUGGCUAAGCCGGAGAGGAACGUGCGCAGCGCGUUCACCACGUCGACGGUAGUGCGGAUGCACGUCGGGGAUGGGAAGUCAUCCUCAGCUGCCAGCCGCUCCAGCAGCCUGGUGAACCUGUGGAAAAGAAGGGGAUCAUCUGGUGAAACGCUUAGGUACAAAGGCAGGAGACUGGCCCCCCCGCACAAGUCGGAAAUAGAGUGUUUCACCCCAAAAGGGAGUAUGGGGAAUGGUGGGCGAGCUACAAUGACCAGUGAAGAAUCUGUUUGCAUUCCAGACUGUAAUCGAUCUGAGUCAAGUAGAGAGGAGAAAAAGGUUCCUGUUAAAGAGGAUGCCCAAACAGUCAAAAAGACUGGGAACUGUGUCAGUGUAAUAGCUCCACAGCAAGACUGUCAGCUGCAAGACCUGCUCAAACACUCUAACGGGAAAUCAGUUUCCUGGGCCCAGAACGAGAAGAGCAGCCGAGGAGCACACCUUUGGCAGCGGUUGUCAGUCCACAUCAACAAAAAAGAGAACCCCAACCAAACGGCAGUGAUCAAGCCUUUUUCCAAAAGCACAGACAGUAGCCGACACAGUAGCAGCGCUACAUUUCCCGAGGCCAGUGCCAAAACGCUGUACGACGUUUCGGAAGCAGAAGAGCAAUACCCAGCUCAGUACCGACCACAGACUCCCUCACCAAUCAGCACUUUGAGCCACAGAACUGCCUCUGUCAGCCGAACAGAAGAUGAAGCCCCAACCUUCCAGUCAGAGCCUCCUCAGCGGAGUAGCUCCUCUCAAGGCUCCCUCAUGGAGCAGAUCAGCAGUGUGGUCACUCGCUUCACAGCCAACAUCAGUGAGCUGAACUCUAUGAUGCUUUCAACAUCUACUCCAGGGACAAUGGGGGCUGCUCCUCUCUGCUCUUCAUACCUGAUUCCACGGGAAAUCCAGCUCCCUACAACAAUGACCACGCUUGCAGAGAUCCAACCGCUUCCUGCCAUUGAAGUCAAUGGCGCCUCGCAGGCUGCUAGGAAACCUUCAAACGACAGCAUCAAAGAAGGCACUUCAGAGACCCCAACAGCCAAGCAAGACCUGGAGGAGCUGGUGGCUUUAACUCCUCCUUCUCCUUUUAGGGACUCCAUCGAUUCUGGAAGUGCAUCUCCCAGCUCUCCGGCUUCUGAAUCAGCUCUCUGUAUCCCGUCCUCCCCCAAAUAUGACACACUCCUCAUCAGAGAUUAUACUCAAAGUUCUUCUUCGCUGUGAAUGUAGUUCAAGACGACAUUGGAUCUCAACAGCUACAAGCAAGUAGUGAGGGGGCAGCCAAGUCUUCAAGAUCUCCGGUGUUUACGCAGACAGAGUGAGAGGCAUUGGGUCAUCUAGUGAGAAAUGGAAGGGAAGAAGAGGAAUCACUUGAGAGGUGGAAACAUCAGAUUGAUUAUUCUGAUUUAAAGACAACAUGACUCUUGGCAGAUUAUCGUGGCCUUAAAAAAACAUGGGCUUUUCAGAAACACUGAAUCUAUUUUUGAGGGCUUAUAAGGAGUCUGUUAAUCCAGUUACAUACCAAGUGCUUUGCUUUAGUAUUACAAUGAACUGUGUGUACAAUAGGGGAAGGGGGGGAACGAGAUUGUAAACAACUGUACAAUGGUUUGUUUGUUUACUCUGAUCCCUUACCCAGAAGUGAACCUUGAUCUUUUAUCAAGAAUAGAAGACCAAACGUUGAAUGUACAUUUUCUAACAGACUCAAAUCUGGGACCAA